AUGGCGGGCGCUGGCCUGGUUGCGCAGCCGAACUUCUUCGUCUGGGGCAAGUGGAGGUCAAGAAACGUCGACGAGCCAUUCCUCACUCGGAAGGUGUCUGCCCCCGUCAAGAAGACCGUGCUCGGCGAGAGCUUCAUGAUCGCGCUCACCGAGGACGGAAGGGUCAUGUCUUGGGGCAAGGACGACACGAACGGUUGCUUGGGGCUCGGCAACAGCAAGAAGGAUACGAAGAAAGACUUGCCAGGAGAGGUGCUGUUCCCCAAGGACAGUGACGAGGUCGUUGUGGACAUCCAGAUGGGCAAGGAGCACGUCGUGGCCCUGACCCGGGGCGGCGAGGUGCACGCCUGGGGCAACGGCUCCCGAGGGCAGCUGGGGAGCGGCGAGCUGCGGAACCAGUUCAAGCCGAAGCGCGUGGCAAGCGGGCCCAUUCGGCGGCGAGCCAGAUCAAGCAGAUCGCCGUCCUCAACGACUCCACCUUCGCGCUCGCGACGACCGGGGAGGUGUACGCCUGGGGCGACAACACGGACAACAUCCUCGGGCUCGAAGACAGGGAUGUCGACCACGUGGCCGAGCCGGCGUGCCUGA
Prorocentrum cordatum is the source of this 585-nucleotide messenger RNA. NCBI's taxonomy places the organism in Eukaryota, Dinophyceae, Prorocentrales, Prorocentraceae. The record is from the annotation of a GenBank genome assembly.